Molecule: messenger RNA, 759 nt
Organism: Prorocentrum cordatum
Lineage: Eukaryota; Dinophyceae; Prorocentrales; Prorocentraceae
Source: the annotation of a GenBank genome assembly
AUGAGCGAACAGCAGGCAGAGACUCGCCCAGCGAGCCAGGAGACGAACUCCCAGACCCUGGAGACGCCCGGCGGCGAGGAUCCGCCCUACCAGGGGCCGCUGGACUGCAGGCCAGACUGCCGCAACCCCGAGUGCGAGGCCAGGCAUCUUGACGUUGUCGAGCGACAGCGUUGGAACCCAGAGGCGGGUUUCAGGUACCCUCGCGAGCCAAAGUUAGUCGUCACCGCCAGCCGUGACAUGGGCCGCACGGCAUCCACAUGGGUGUUCAACGCGGUCCGGCUCCUGUUCCGGCAGGCGCACGAGGCUUGCGAUUCGUAUUGGAUCAGGGCACUGUCGCCGCAGAGGCUGCGGCAACGGAUGGCCACUGGAGCCCACGUGCUGGUGAAGACGCACGAGUGGACAGACAAUAUCACUGAAGAGCAGUUCCGAGCCGUGGCCCCACUGUUCACCCAUGUGGUGGUGAGCAUCCGAGACGGUUUCCCACCAGACCCCGACUGGAUGAAGGUUGCGACGCACGUCACGCGCUUCGAGGACAUCGUGGCGCACGACGGGGGCGGGCGGAGCAUCGGUGCGCUGACGGUGCUCCGCAGCCUCGCGGACCACCUGGGGCUCGAGGGGCUCUCGGACGCCGACCUGCGGGCCGUGGACUCCGAGCUCAUGCACCUGCCCAUCCCCGGCGACCAGACGACGAAGUUCUGGUCCUUCCAUGCGCGCCGGGGGGGGCGCCCGCAGUCCACGGCCGCCGUGGCGCCCCAGUGA